AUGAGCUCAGAUCACGUCCGAGGGCUGGCGCGAAAGCGCGACGACAUCACGUACCGAAUGUACCGAAUCUACGUGUCCGUGUGUGCGUGUGUGUAUGUGUGCGUGUGUAUGUCAUGGCAACCGACUCGGCUCGGCCCUCGAGGCAGCCGAGUCUGCAGCGGCCGAGCCUUGAGCGGGAUCAGAGCGGCCCAAUCGCCACAUGAUUGUGAAGAAAUCAGUCUCUCUCUCUAUCUAUCUCUCUCUCUCUCUGUGGAGGUCUGUUUCGCUCACUCCUCCUCAGUCCGGCCAUCUCAACGCAUUGUCUGUCUGUCCGUCUUGAUGAUGUCUACCCAAACG
Messenger RNA from Protopolystoma xenopodis, 336 nucleotides. NCBI's taxonomy places the organism in Eukaryota, Metazoa, Platyhelminthes, Monogenea, Polystomatidea, Polystomatidae. The record is from the annotation of a GenBank genome assembly.